This is a messenger RNA of Dujonia railenensis, 3381 nucleotides long. The record is from the annotation of a GenBank genome assembly. NCBI's taxonomy places the organism in Eukaryota, Fungi, Ascomycota, Pichiomycetes, Serinales, Debaryomycetaceae.
AUGACUACUGCGGACCGAAUACCGUCGUCACCAUUGUCAUCGCCCAAAAACAACUUGAUCAGAUCUUCGAAGGCACACUCGAAUGGCAAUGGUACUAAAAGUCUGGAGUUGAGUGUACCAUCCCAUUCACACUCACACUCACACUCACUGUCACACUCACGAAACCCUUCCAAUACCCAGUCGCAUUCCCAGACUCACUCGAGGUCUCACUCAAAUACAGCACAGGAGAAUGGCUCUGCUAUACCUGCCACAACGACUAAGGAUGUCAUCACGUAUAUAUUCCCAGACUUCCAUGCUGUCAAAUACUUCCAGAGGGAAUUCGUGAGCCAGAACGAAUUUCAUAUUGUGGAAGAAACCACCGAAUCUGGCUUUGAUAUAUACCUUGUAGAACAAUGGGUGAAUAACAGAAAAAUUGGGUCCAUUGUAUCGACAUAUACUGGGAAUUCGACCUCAACAGUCUCUGUCGUAAAAUUCACCGUGAUUAAGAAAUUAGCAAGGUACUACCCUACUAGAUUUCAAGAAUACUUGAAUGAAUUGAUGAUAAAUCACGCCAAAGUGAAAGUUAUUGAUAAUGUCCACAAGAGUGAGGUCUUGUUUGUUACCAAUUUAACUACUUUGCCCCCAAAUCUUAACCUCAUACCUAUUCAAAUCGGUGAUCUCAGAAGAAUAGAAGAAGAUUAUGUGAUAAAUUCCAACUUGAAGAAAUUACACUGUAGUGGGAGAUCCUUGUCUUUAAUUACUGAUAAAGUUUCAGUCGCCUCAGAGGAUAAAUUCAGGCAAAUGUAUAAGAUAUACAAUGUAAAGAUACCUGUAAAAUUUGCUAUCAAAGAAUUGAUUAAUUUGAUCCAAACAAGCUUAUUUUAUUUUGAUUUACUUGAUGCUAGGUAUUGUGAUGGCUUCUUAUGUAACAAGACUGAAGAAGCAAUUCUUAAUUGGUGGAACCUUAUUGGAUUACCUCAUUAUAGUAUUAAACCGAAUCCAAAGUAUGGAAUUUUACCUUCGAGGACCGUAGCUGCAAUCAUUAGUUUUAUUAUCAGUAUCAAAUUAAGAUUACACUUGGUUGGUGGAUGUGAUCCACCAAAGGAUCCAUUUGAUUUUGAAAAUUUCAUGAUUUCAAUAGGACAAUUUCAAAGGCAAUAUAAGAUCGAAAAGAAGAGAAAGCUUGACUUAGAGACUUUAAGUAAGUUGUUUUCACUCACAAAUCAGAUGAAUGGAAGUAGCAUCAGCAACAAUAGCAAUAACAACAAUGGGAGCCAUUUAGGUAAUUUAUCUGGUGGAGGCAGUAAUAGUGCGUUUGUAGAUGAUUUCCAAUCUUUGAAUCAUACACUUGAACUGCAAUUAUUGCCUCAAUCAAAAUUCACCAACCCAAGAUAUAAUAAUGCAAACAGUUCUACCCGUUCACUUCGCUCUAAUACCACAAAUAAUUCAAUUAAUAGAGGAAGUAAUUCGAAUGCGGGAGCGAAUGGAGUUGGUAGUAAUCUUGAUGGUGAGUUUGGCCGUCAUAAUAAUGGAAGUUCUACCAAUUUACAGACAUUCCAAAAUGUAGGUAAUGGGUCAUCAUUAUCUUCAUAUCGUAAGAAUAAAAAUUACUACAGUAAAGAAAUUAAGAAGUUGACUAAUGUGGUGAAAAGUACAGUGCAAGACCACAUUGGCGCUGUCAAUAGAGGCGGAGAUGAUGCCAAUUACUAUAAAAAUAACAGUAGUUCCAAAUCUAGUGGUAUCAAGAAGGUUUCUGAAUUAAGUCCUAUUGAAGUUGAGACUUUGGAUUUGGAAGUAUUGGUGAAGAACUUUUUGAUUGGAAAGAAAUUGUAUAGAUUAUGGAUUGGAACCAUUCAAAGUUUGGGGGAUCAGAAAAAAGAUAGGGAAAGUAGUCAAGUGUACUACCCAGCUCAUAAUAACAACCAUAAUUCAGCUUUGGAAAAUAAUAAACAAAUGUAUAGUUUUCAAAGUUUGAGGGACGAAAUUACUUCCAACCAAACAAUAUUGUCUUCGAAUGGCUCUAGGUUGGAAUUUUCAAGGUAUUCUAGAGGUCUUAAUAAAAUGAAGCUAGGUCUACAAGGGAGAAAGGGACAAAUUAUAAGACAGCAACUUCUUGAAAACAAUGUUAAUAAUCCUAACCUGACAACCAACAAUUCUCAUAGUGAGGCAGUGAAAAACUCAACUGCAUUGGUAGAUACGUUACUAGGAGUGAAAAGUGACGAUAACGGAAUCAAAGGUGGUCUUGGAUCUGCUUUGGAUUCUUCUGAUGCCGGAUUGAAUUUCAAGGUAGAUAAUAUCAUUAACGAUCACGUCGAUAAAAAGGAUAAUAAUAAUUUGAUUGAUUCAUUUUAUUUUGGAUUGAAUAGAAGAAAUUCUUUCCCAAAUAUUUACAAAAUUGGAGAGCUAAAUUUGAACAUGAUUGAAUUUGGGAAAAGACAGCAGAGCCAUAUUCAAGAGGCUGAAGAUGUAAAGAAGCUCAGUAAACAUAAUCUGCAUACGAAUCACGGAUCUAGCAGAAGAAAAAGUUCAUCUAUUGGGGAAUCACCUUUACACGAUACAGUCUCGCUCAAGUAUCGGGUCAGAAGUAAUAGUUUCUCCACUGUCGAGGAUUUUGUCCAUUCUACUCGUAACAGUAAUGCUCCAUUGGAAACGAUAGACAAGAUUUCCAUGAGCUAUUUAAAGUCGAUCUAUAAAUUAUCCAACUUUAGGACCUUGCGGGAUUUCACGAUUGAUCAAAGAAACGCAGAACCUUUCGCUACAUCCAUGACCGACGUCGAUGAGGUGAAAAUCAUGAAGUCUUACGACCAAUUGAAUCUUGAAUUAGUUAAGUUGAGCAAUGUCAACUCGAAGAUGCAAACUAAUAAAAUCAAGAUUGUUGACGAGGAUCUCUUGGGAAAUCUAGAUUACAAAAUUCAAGAUUUAGUUUCUAUUAUUGAUAGACUAAGCUACGAAGCCAGAAUUGUUGCUAAGAGAAUAAAUGAAUUGGAGGAAUCAUCAAAUUCAUUAGACUCAAACCUCACUGAACAGUGCGUCGAGAAAGUGAACUCAAUGAUUAACAUAAUCAUCGUUCUGGCUAAGUUUAAUGACACUUUUAGCAAUGUUGAAGAAAGAAAACAACUUUUGUUAAAAUUAACUGGCACUGAAGAGCCCGAGAUAUUAAAUCAAGAAACUCCAGACGCUCAAGUUUCAUACGAAUGCAGUGGAAUUUUUCAAUUCUUUAUUAUAUUUCUUUAUGAAAUCAUCUUUGGAAUUUUCCAAGUGCUUAAGUUUGACAGAAGUAGAAUGAACUUGGAUAGAAUAAGAGGAACGUGGGCCAAACUUGAUCCCAACAGAACUUACAUCGAGAAGGCCUACACUUUGAUUGGUAGGAAGCCAUCUAUGUCAGUACCUAAGAACGAAUAA